Messenger RNA from Colletotrichum chrysophilum, 2289 nucleotides. It is a transcript of the gene TRP1, whose product is annotated as bifunctional tryptophan synthase trp1. Lineage: Eukaryota; Fungi; Ascomycota; Sordariomycetes; Glomerellales; Glomerellaceae. Gene Ontology annotation, biological process: L-tryptophan biosynthetic process. Gene Ontology annotation, cellular component: cytosol. Gene Ontology annotation, molecular function: anthranilate synthase activity; phosphoribosylanthranilate isomerase activity; indole-3-glycerol-phosphate synthase activity. The record is from RefSeq and is a predicted model, not a curated record. The transcript has a single exon. The coding region runs from base 1 to 2289 and encodes 762 amino acids.
AUGCCGUCUCUCGAUAUCAUCGAUCACUCACCCCACCACCCGGACCCGUCACCACCAAUUCCGACGGCAUCCAACUUGAUUCUCAUCGACAAUUACGACUCUUUCACCUGGAACGUCUACCAGUACCUGGUUCUCGAAGGCGCAAACGUCACCGUCUUCAGAAAUGACAAGAUCACGCUCCCUGAGUUGAUUGACAAGAAGCCAACUCAAUUGAUCAUUAGCCCUGGACCUGGACAUCCCGAGACCGACUCUGGCGUUAGUCGAGAUGCCAUUAAGCACUUCGCCGGCAAGAUCCCCAUUUUUGGAGUUUGCAUGGGUCAGCAGUGCAUUUUCGAUGUCUACGGAGGAGAGGUUGGGUCCGCAGGAGAAUGGCUCCACGGCAAGACGUCUCCUCUGACACAUGAUGCCAAGGGUGUGUACGCUGGCCUGCGCCAAGGUCUCCCGGUCACCAGGUACCACUCGCUCGCCGGCACUCGUGUUACUCUGCCGAGUUGCCUCGAAGUCACUUCCUGGGUUGCCACGGCAGACGGCUCACCGGGCAUUAUUCAAGGUGUUCGACACAAGGAGUACACGAUCGAGGGUGUUCAGUUCCAUCCCGAGAGUAUUCUUACCGCCGAUGGUCGUACCAUGCUUCGAAACUUCCUGCAGCUUCAGGGCGGCACUUGGGAGGAGAACGAGAAGCUUAAAAAGGGCUCCGCUGCGAGUGGUGAGUCCAAGGUGGUGGCCUCCGCGCCAGCGAAGAAAAACAACAUCUUGCAGCAGAUCUACGCCCACAGGAAAGCAUCCGUUGCCGCUCAAAAGUUGAUUCCCUCGCAAAGACCCGCUGAUCUCCAAGCCGCCUACGACUUGAACGCCGCUCCGCCUCAGGUCUCUUUCGUCGACCGCUUGCGUCAGACCCCGUUCGAUGUUUCCCUCAUGGCAGAGAUCAAGAGAGCCUCGCCUUCUAAGGGUAUCUUUGACAUCAACAUCAACGCUCCUACGCAGGCAAAGAAGUAUGCUCUUGCCGGCGCCAGCGUCAUCUCCGUCCUUACCGAGCCAGAGUGGUUCAAGGGAAGCAUCGAGGAUCUUCGUGCCGUCAGACAAGUUCUGAAUGGCAUGCCCAACAGACCAGCUAUCCUUCGCAAAGAGUUCAUCUUUGAGGAAUAUCAGAUUCUUGAGGCAAGACUGGCCGGUGCCGACACCGUGCUUCUGAUUGUCAAGAUGCUGGAGACGGAGCUGCUGGAGAGGUUAUACAAGUACUCCCUGUCAUUGGGCAUGGAGCCGCUUGUGGAGGUGCAAAACGCCGAGGAGAUGACUACUGCACUGGAGCUGGGCGCCAAGGCCAUUGGUGUCAAUAAUCGCAACUUGGAGAGCUUCGAGGUCGACAUGAACACAACGAGCAGGCUGAGGAGUAUGGUGUCUGAGAACACCGUAAUCUGUGCCCUUAGCGGUAUCAACAGCCACAAGGACGUUCAAAUGUGCAAGAAUGACGGCAUCAACGCCAUUCUCGUUGGCGAGGCUAUCGUCAGAGCCCCUGACACCACCAAGUUCAUCAGAGAGCUGUGCUCCGGCUCAGACGCCGAGCCUGAGCCGGUUAAGACUCAACCUUUGUUCGUCAAGAUCUGCGGCACGAGGACGCCAGAGGCUGCUCUGGAGGCUGUGAAGUCUGGUGCCGACUUUGUCGGAAUCUGCCUGGUUCCUGGUGCCAAGCGCUGCAUAUCCGAUGAGACGGCCGCGGCGAUUUCAGAGGCAGUCCACUCAUAUACGCCUGCAGCGACCCGGCAAGAGUCAAGGAUACCCACAAAGUCUGCAACAGACUACUACACGGCGUCGGUCUCCAGACUAUCAAGCUCUCGCCCGCUGCUCGCGGGUAUCUUCCAAAACCAACCACUGGACGAGGUCUUGGAGAAGCAGAAGCGCUUCAACUUGGGUAUUGUACAGCUCCAUGGAAAUGAGCCUAUCGAGUGGGCAAACCUCAUUCCCGUCCCCGUCAUUCGCGCGUUCAAACCCAACUCCAUCGGCCUAGGUCUGCGCGGCUAUCACACCAUCCCAUUGCUCGACUCCGGUGCGGGCUCUGGUAAGCUUCUCGACGUCUCUAGCGUCAAGGAAAUUUUGGCGAAGGACCCUGAGCUGCAGGUCAUUCUGGCGGGUGGUCUGAACCCAGACAACGUGAUCGAGGCGGUCAAGGCAGUUGGAGAAUUUGGUGAUCGCAUCGUCGGCGUUGACGUGAGCAGCGGCGUUGAGGAGGACGGCAAGCAGAGCCUGGACAAGAUCAGAACAUUCAUCAAGAAUGCGAAGGGCUUCAGGUAG